This is a messenger RNA of Spinacia oleracea (spinach), 983 nucleotides long. RefSeq names its product GTP-binding protein SAR1A. Lineage: Eukaryota; Viridiplantae; Streptophyta; Magnoliopsida; Caryophyllales; Amaranthaceae. The record is from RefSeq and is a predicted model, not a curated record. Gene Ontology annotation, molecular function: GTPase activity; GTP binding. The transcript is spliced from 3 exons. Gene Ontology annotation, biological process: intracellular protein transport. The coding region runs from base 224 to 805 and encodes 193 amino acids.
ACAUACAAAAAUCACAACACCAAAUUAAAAAUAAAUAAAAAAAGACCAAAAUUGUCUCAAACCUAACCCUCUUCAAAUCCCACCACUCACUCUAUUUUUCUUUCCUUUCUUGUAGAUCUCCGUCAAUUAAUUACACCCAACCUUCUUUUUCAAAUCAAAUCUACCCCCCCCCCCCCCCCCCCCCAAACCCAGUUCAUCCCAUUUCAAUCGAAAAAGUUAAACAAUGUUUCUAUUCGAUUGGUUUUAUGGAAUUCUCGCAUCGUUGGGUUUAUGGCAGAAAGAGGCCAAAAUUCUCUUUUUAGGUCUUGAUAAUGCCGGAAAAACCACUCUCCUUCAUAUGUUGAAAGACGAGCGAUUAGUUCAGCAUCAGCCUACUCAGCAUCCGACGUCAGAGGAGCUGAGCAUUGGGAAAAUCAAGUUUAAGGCUUUUGAUUUGGGUGGUCAUCAGAUUGCUCGUCGAGUUUGGAAGGAUUACUAUGCCAAGGUUGAUGCUGUAGUUUACCUUGUGGAUGCUUUUGACAAGGAAAGAUUUUCUGAAUCAAAGAAGGAGCUUGAUGCCUUACUUUCUGACGAAGCCUUGGCCAAUGUUCCAUUUCUUAUCUUAGGGAACAAAAUCGACAUACCUUAUGCAGCUUCGGAGGAGGAGUUACGCUACCAUUUGGGGCUUUCAAACUGCACUACAGGCAAGGGGAAGGUGAAUCUCGUGGGCAGCAAUGUCCGCCCUCUCGAAGUAUACAUGUGCAGCAUUGUCCGCAAGAUGGGAUAUGGUGAUGGGUUUAAGUGGGUUUCCCAAUAUAUCAACUGAUCUGAGUCUAGAAUUAACAGACAUUCAUUUUGAUUGUCAUGAUCUGUUACGUUGUUAUCCCCUAUUAUAUGUUGGGUUCCUUGUGACUACAGAUAGAAUUCGUAAGACUGAUUCUUUAAUUCUUAUUGCGAGUUUGCCAAAUCUUGUUAAUUCGUAAGAAGGAUGAUAUUUUGUUCUA